UCGAAUGGUACUUUAAUUGUUCUCUUUCUUCCACCGAGGGUUGAGGAAAAGAAUGUGAAGGUUGGUUGGUUAUACAGAUUACAGAUUGGCAGGGGACGGAGAAACGAACUGGAAUGGAAUGUUGCCCCUCCCUCCACCAUCAACCAACCACGCCCAUUGUAACCUUACUUUUUUUUUUGUGGGCUCGGUUUGGCUGCCAAUUUUCAAGUUAGCGCUCUUCCUCCUGCUUCCCUUUCUCCCGUUUCAUCUCCUCCCCUGUUCCAACUCUCUCUCUCUCUCUCUCUCUGUAUCCGGCUCUGGGCCGCCGUCCCAAUGGUCUACAUUGUGGUUGUCCGAUUGAGUAAGGGCUGAUGUUGCGGGUUGCUUUCGUCUGAUUGGAAACGGAAACCUCAGAAUACAAAAGGAAGAGAAGGAUUUCGAUUUCGAUUUCGAUUUCGAUUCAGGGAUACAUAGAUAGAUAGAUAGACAGAUAAUAAUGGCGUAUAGGAGAAGGCAGGGGAUCACGAAAUCGUCCACGUUCGAAGAAGAGCCACACCACCGGCCUUCUCUGUCCGAAUCACAAGGCUUACUGGAGUAUGCCGCGGCAACGGUGACAGCCACCGCAAAGCCCAAGCUGACGCCUUCCCAUACCUUCAAUUCCUCUUCCACACUCGCCGCGGAUGCUAUCAGAGCCUCCACCUCCCAUCGCAGCCAAUUCGGCUCUCACUCUCCCAUUCGAUCGAACAAGAUCUUCGAUGCGUAUGAAGAUAGAUCGCCCAUGAGCGGUUCCAAAGGUUUCUGGGGCGUUCUUGCUCGCAAAGCCAAACCCAUUAUGGAGGACGAAGAAGAACAGGACGCCAACAAUAACAACAAGGACGAUACCAUUUUUGGUGCAUCUCCACGGCCUGCUUCACCAGCAGCCACAUCCAGGUUCCAGAUGUCGCCUUCUGAUACCUCCACCCCUGCUGCUGGUACCCAUCAAUUGCAUUCCACGUCUGAUGGGCUUGAGAGGAAGAUAGACAAUCCUGCAAUCAAGAACCGCCUCGAUAAGAUUAAAACCUCCCUCAAUCACAUUGGCGACACCUUUGACAAGGCUUUUGAGGAGGGUCGGACCAUGGUGGAAAAUAAGACUGCUGACAUCAUCCAAGAAACCCGCAAACUGCAAGCUAGGCGGAAAGGAGGAGCUGGUCCUCAACAAAAUCAACAACAAAAUCCUUCAUCUCAGCCAGAGAAACACAUGAACCCUGAAACUCAACUCAAGGCAUCUCGCGAUGUAAGGUGGCAAGUGGCGAUGGCAACUGCUGCAAAAGCAAAACUGCUUCUCCGGGAGCUGAAAACUGUCAAGGCUGACCUUGCCUUUGCAAAACAGAGAUGUUCUCAGCUAGAAGAAGAGAACAAGAUCCUCAGAGACAGCCGGGAGAAGGGUGGAAACCCAGCCGAUGACGACCUGAUUCGGCUCCAACUGGAGACACUAUUGGCAGAGAAGGCUCGACUAGCAAAUGAGAAUGCAUUUUAUGCUCGAGAGAACUGUUAUUUGAGGGAAAUUGUGGAAUAUCACCAACUGACGAUGCAGGAUGUGGUUUACUUGGACGAAAGCAGUGAAGAGGUUUCGGAAGUUGACCCCAUCUCCAAUUUGAUGACUAUGUCUCCCCCGCUGACUCCUCCCUCACCUUCUGCAUCGGGGAUGAUCCCUACUGCAACCGAGAGCUUCGAGGAAGCCUUCCCAGUGAUAGAUGAUGAUGUAGCACGGAUCGCAGACACCCCUGCUACUGGGAAGAAAGGUACCAAAAGCGACAAGGAAGAUGCAGAGGGUAUUACUGCACUAGUAAUCCAGGAGGAACAAACUCCAAAAGUGAUGUCACUUUCGACAACUUAGAAGUCGCCUGCUCCUCGUCAGGUUGCGUUGUGUUGCUUUCUCCUGUGAGAGUUGUCUGUUGUGAAUAGGAUUAGUGUGCUACGUCUGUACUUAUUCAUAGUUGUUUGUCUGGGUCUCCCGUCCUUCUACCAUGGUGGUCCGCGGGAAAAGGUUUUGGCCGGAGAAGCAUUUUUCCUUAUUCUUCUUCUCAUAUACGGACACUGGAGAAAUCAUUCUUUAUUUUUGGUGCAUGAAACAUUGUAAUUGUCGAAGUGGCUGUUACCCACUGAUACUGAAGGGUGUUGUCAACAUACUUCCUGAGCUCUUCCUAAGCUGUUUGCCCCCGGACACACAGGGACACAGUAAGGUUUGGUCUGUACUUUGUAAUUUGCCAAUCAGUAACCACGAGUUAGUAUGCAUCAUGAAGGGAAGCAGCACCAUCGGUCAAAAUUGUAGUUCAAAGCAAAAAAGUAUGAAGACAUUUUUUUAUUUUCGGGUUAAUUGUAUGAUUGGUCACUGAGUUUAUAAAAAAUAUUCAUGUUUG
Molecule: messenger RNA, 2378 nt
Organism: Linum tenue
Lineage: Eukaryota; Viridiplantae; Streptophyta; Magnoliopsida; Malpighiales; Linaceae
Source: the annotation of a GenBank genome assembly